AUGGCAACUCGAUGGGGACUCUGUGGAGCUGGAAAGAUCAGCCAUGACUUCAGUGUGGCCAUGAAGACUCUGCCUCCUGGAGAUCAUCAGAUUGCAGUCAUUGCAUCGAGGAGUAUUGACCGUGCCAAAGAUUUUGCCCGGAAGCAUGGUAUUCCUAAGGUUUACGGCAGCUAUGAGGAGCUGGCCAAUGACACAGAAAUUGACAUUGUAUAUCUGGGAGUGCUGCAUACAGAACACUGGAGAGUUGGCAUGCUAUUUCUCAAGGCUGGGAAAAAUGUGCUGUGUGAAAAACCCUUUGCUAUGAACUCCAGAGAGGUGAAAGACCUCGUUGCCACAGCCAAGAAAAAUCAUGUCUUCCUGAUGGAGGCCAUCUGGUCCCGCUGUUUCCCUGUGUAUGCUGAGGUGCGCAGGCUGCUGGCAGAGGAGGCAGUUGGGGAUGUGAAGCUGGUAAAAGCCUACUUUGGCUCCCCUCAGCUCGACAUUCCCCGAUCAGUGCAGAAGGAGCUGGGUGGAGGAGCUCUGCUGGAUAUCGGAGUGUACUGCCUGCAGUUUGUGUUGAUGGUGUUCAAUGGUGAAAGGCCAGAGUCCAUCCAAGCCACAGGGGUGCUGCUUGACUCAGGAGUGGAUGAAUCAGUGGUUGUGACGAUGAAAUUCUCCAGGAAGAGGAUGGCCUUGUGUGCCUUUUCAAUUGCAGCCCGACUUCCAAAUGAUGCUGUCAUUGCGGGCACUAAGGGUUCCAUUAAAGUUCUUGGCCCCAUGCACUGCCCCACCAAACUGGUGGUGAAUGACAAGGAAACAGAGUACCCUCUGCCUGAGCCGUGUCUCCCUCUGAAUUUUACCAACAGCACCGGGCUGCGCUAUGAGGCAGAAGAAGUGAGGCAGUGCCUGCUUAAAGGACUUAAGGAGAGCCCACGGAUGCCUCUGGCAGAUUCUGUCUUGCUGACGGAGAUCAUGGAUGAAAUCAGGAAACAAGUGGGAGUUGUCUUCAGCCAAGACAGCCAGUGACGCCACUGUCAAGCAGAGCUGUUUCACCUGACCAAAUCCUACUAAGAUGUAACAGAAGGAGUUGCUUGAGGCAGCUGGAAUGAGCAGAUCAAUCAGAGCACCAUGUGACAAAGCAUGGCAGCUGUGAAGGACUCAGUAAAUUUUUGGAAUAUGUAAAUGUUGGUUGCAUUAUUAGGCAGUUUGCUCUCCGUAUAGUCUUUUUAGC
Molecule: messenger RNA, 1210 nt
Organism: Pelmatolapia mariae (spotted tilapia)
Lineage: Eukaryota; Metazoa; Chordata; Actinopteri; Cichliformes; Cichlidae
Product: trans-1,2-dihydrobenzene-1,2-diol dehydrogenase-like
Exons: 7
Coding region: 1-1005 (334 amino acids)
Molecular function (GO): nucleotide binding
Source: RefSeq, a predicted model, not a curated record